AAAUAUACACUUUUGGUAACGAUAAACUUCUAAAUUAAAGCCUCAGUCUAUAUCUGUACUGUAACAAUAUUGUUAAGUGUUAGAAUGUUAAAACUAGAAGAAUACUGUAGUACUUCCGGUACAUGGCCAUAACAGCUGACCACAUCCGGGAUAAACUCAUUAAGGAGCUCGGGGCAGUGCACGUGGAAGUGGAAGAUACAUCACCAAACAGAUGUGCUGCCAGCUACAAAGUCCUGGUGGUGUCAUCCCAGUUUGAGGGCAAACAACUGUUACAGAGACACAGGAUGGUGAAUACAUGUCUAGCCGAGGAGCUGAAAGAGAUCCACGCUUUUGAACAGAAGACCCUCACACCAGAACAGUGGGAGAAACAGAAAUCACAGUGACAUACACAUCAAACCCCCUGUAGUUUAACAUUUCUACUUUAAAACAAGCCUCAUACUUCUCUGUUGUGAAAGAACAAAUAAGUAAAUCAGCAAAAUUGUUGCUAAUGCAGCAGAAUGUUGUGGUGCCAAUAAAACCUAUGGAUGCAGUAAUA
Molecule: messenger RNA, 535 nt
Organism: Acanthopagrus latus (yellowfin seabream)
Lineage: Eukaryota; Metazoa; Chordata; Actinopteri; Spariformes; Sparidae
Exons: 4
Coding region: 123-383 (86 amino acids)
Biological process (GO): intracellular iron ion homeostasis
Cellular component (GO): cytosol; nucleus
Molecular function (GO): 2 iron, 2 sulfur cluster binding
Source: RefSeq, a predicted model, not a curated record